AUGGCUUUGCAUCUGUCGCGUUCGAGGCGUCUGACAGUUGUCAUUGGCAUCUCAACUUGCUUUUUUCUUGCUGAGAUCUCAUUGGGAUUUUAUACCCAUUCAAUUGCUCUCAUUGCUGAUGCUUUCCACUAUCUGAAUGAUCUGGUUAGCUUCAUCAUUGCCCUUGUUGCCUUGAAGAAAUCGGAAUGUACCGAUUCGCCCAAGGAGCUUUCCUUUGGUUGGCAGCGUGCUCAGCUACUGGGUGCCUUCUUUAAUGGUGUCCUUCUUUUCGGGCUAGGUAUCAGUAUAUUCUUACAAUCUAUUGAGCGUUUCAUUGCUCUCCAACAUGUCCAAAACCCCAAAAUGAUGUUCAUUGUUGGAUGUGUCGGGCUAGGGUUGAACAUAAUCAGUGCAUUCAUUCUUCACGAACACGGCCAUGGUCAUGAUAACGGCCCAUCGUCUACAGUUGAGGCACCUUCUCACGUCAGUGAGCAUUGCCAGGAUUCUAGCUCCAAACAUUAUGACCACAAGCACCUUAGCUUUGAGAAGUUCUGUCAAUCUACCACAACUCAUAAUCAUGGACACGGUCACGGUCACGGUCACGACCACGGUGAUCUGGGUAUGAUGGGAGUAUUUGUUCAUGUCAUUGGCGAUGCAAUCAAUAAUCUUGGUGUAAUGGCUGCUGGUCUUAUUAUCUGGCUCGCAGCACCCCAUCCUGGCCGUUUCUAUGCCGACCCAGGAGUGAGUAUGUUCAUCGCCAUAUUGAUUCUUCUGUCGUCAAUGCCAAUCAUGCGCCAAGCUGGUUUGAUCCUGCUCGAGUGUGUUCCCACGGGCGUCGACAUGGGAGAUGUGACCCACGACCUGGAAAGGAUCCCUGGAGUCCAUUCAAUUCAUGAACUUCAUAUUUGGCGACUGAAUCAACAAAAGACCCUCGCAUCUGUUCAUGUUGUUGUUUCUGAAAACUCCGUGGAAGACUUCAUGCGCAUCGCCCGCGUAAUCAAUGAGUGUUUCCACGCCUAUGGAAUUCAUUCGGUCACUCUCCAGCCCGAACUUUCUGAUGACACUGACACAGAUCUUCCUCGAGAUGCCGGCAAGCCCAGUCCACGAUGUCAAGUUAUUUGUGGAACGUUGUGUGAGGAAUUAACUUGCUGUGGUUAG
Molecule: messenger RNA, 1137 nt
Organism: Penicillium nucicola
Lineage: Eukaryota; Fungi; Ascomycota; Eurotiomycetes; Eurotiales; Aspergillaceae
Product: putative di-, tri-valent inorganic cation transporter
Exons: 9
Coding region: 1-1137 (378 amino acids)
Biological process (GO): zinc ion transmembrane transport; intracellular zinc ion homeostasis
Cellular component (GO): membrane
Molecular function (GO): zinc ion transmembrane transporter activity
Source: RefSeq, a predicted model, not a curated record